Messenger RNA from Torulaspora delbrueckii, 2013 nucleotides. It is a transcript of the gene YMR1, whose product is annotated as phosphatidylinositol-3-phosphatase YMR1. Lineage: Eukaryota; Fungi; Ascomycota; Saccharomycetes; Saccharomycetales; Saccharomycetaceae. The record is from RefSeq and is a predicted model, not a curated record. Gene Ontology annotation, molecular function: phosphatase activity. The transcript has a single exon. The coding region runs from base 1 to 2013 and encodes 670 amino acids. Gene Ontology annotation, biological process: dephosphorylation.
AUGGAAUACAUAAAGAUUGCAAAAGUGGACGAUGUUUUGCUUCAUCGAAGAGGUGCUGUGACUCGAGGAACCUUGCAUUUAACUACUCAUCACCUCAUUUUCACUUCAGAUGCAUUAUCUAGAGAAUUUUGGGUUUCCUAUUCUACUAUUGCAUCUGUGUUCAAGAAUCAUGGAAGCGCCCUCAUUUCAAGAAUUGACCAACAUAAGGAAUUCAUGUCGCAGGACGCCAAUUAUAAAGAUUUAUACAAGGGAAAGGAUCUAUGGUCAUUUAUAAAUAUAAAGAUUAUCGGAAAGGAUUAUACGGUUUUCUCAAUUGAUCUCAGUAAUGAAAUAGAGGCCCGGGAUGUAUUUGAUUCGCUGCUGAAACUCACGGUACUGAAGGAUAUUUCCCUGUCUUAUGCAUUUAUUUAUUCGCCAAGCAGUGCCGAAUCUCAAUUUAACAGCUGGCAAAUUUAUGACACGAUGGUUGAAUUCAAAAGGCAGGGACUCGAUCUGACGUCGUCUGAGUGUGGCUGGAGAUUGAGUAAUCUAAACAACGAUUACAAAUUUUGCCCGACUUAUCCUAGUAAGCUUGUUGUCCCCAGUGAGAUUUCAGAUACUCUAUUAAUGCAUGCUUCGAAAUAUCGAUCACAGGGACGUAUACCAGUGCUGACAUAUUACUAUAAGAAAACAAAGUGCUCAAUCACUAGAGCUGCACAGCCUUUACCGGGUAUAAUCAAGCAAAGAUCCAUUCAAGAUGAGCGGCUCGUGGCUGAGAUUUUCAAGACCUCAGGAAAGGGCAACAAUGGCUUGCUACAGCAAAAGAAUAUCGUUGUUGAUGCAAGACCCACAGCUAAUGCCAUGGCCCAGGCGGCUCUUGGAGGUGGAAGUGAGAAUAUGGAUAACUACAAUUUCAACAAGACUUGCUCGCGGGUAUUUCUAGGUAUAGAUAAUAUCCACGUCAUGUCGGAUACGCUAAGUUAUAUGGUUGACCAUUUCUUGGUGGAUGGUGAUCUUAAUUUACCAAUCGACAAAGCCUCUUUGAAUGCCGGAAAAAGCUUCAGUUGGAUUAAACAUGUAAGACUUUUGUUGUCAUCGACUGAUACCCUGGUAAAGUCGAUUAUCUUUAACAGGUCUAAUCUUCUAGUACAUUGCUCAGAUGGUUGGGAUCGUACAGCACAAAUUUGCUCACUGGUACAAAUAUGCUUAGAUCCUUACUUUAGGACAAUGGAAGGUUUUAUGGUCUUGGUUGAAAAGGACUGGCUGUCUUUUGGGCACAAAUUUCAAGAAAGAUCUGGGCUUCUGAGCUCAGAAAGUGUGUUCCAUGAUAAUACAAUGGGAUUUAGUGGACUUUCUAACUCUUCCGCGGACGUCAAUUCAAGUACAACGUUGUUUGGAAAAGAUGGUAAUGAGCUAUCAGAAAUGGAUAGCAUAGUUAACAUGACCUCAAGCACCGUCUUAAACUCCGAUAUAGUGAACAAGGUUUCGGAGCAUUUCAAGAAGAGGAAGAAGAAUAAAAAUAGCCUGAAAUUUAGCUCACCUAUCUUUCAGCAGUUCUUAGACUGCAUUUAUCAGUUAUUGACCCAAAAUCCCACAUUGUUUGAAUUUAAUGAGCGCUUUUUGAGACGACUAGUGUAUCACGUUUACUCAUGCCAGUAUGGUACUUUUCUCUAUAAUAAUGAGAAAGAUCGUUUAGAGUUCGAGGUCGAUAAGAAAACAAGAAGCGUUUGGGAUUAUUUCAGGUCAAGAAAAUCGGAAUUCAUAGAAAGAGAUUAUGUCCCAUGCCAAGCAACUGGUGAGGAGGAUGAAAACGAAGUCACUUGGAUUUUACCUGAUUUACACAAAGUAGAGUGGUGGUGGCAAUUGUAUGGAAGAAGACCUGAGGAGAUGAAUGGUCCUAGUGCAGUACCCUCUUGUGAUUCUAUGGGUGCGGAGUUAAACGCGUUAAAGACAGACGUGCCUGAGAGAAAUACAUCCAAAAGUGCAGGGAUAAAGUUCCCCAAGUUCGGUUUAGAGCUCUUUGGGAAACGCUGA